Molecule: messenger RNA, 6403 nt
Organism: Dreissena polymorpha
Lineage: Eukaryota; Metazoa; Mollusca; Bivalvia; Myida; Dreissenidae
Product: ubiquitin carboxyl-terminal hydrolase 10-like
Exons: 15
Coding region: 88-2724 (878 amino acids)
Biological process (GO): regulation of autophagy; DNA damage response, signal transduction by p53 class mediator; protein deubiquitination
Cellular component (GO): cytosol; nucleus
Molecular function (GO): cysteine-type endopeptidase activity; cysteine-type deubiquitinase activity
Source: RefSeq, a predicted model, not a curated record
AUAUUUUUCUUCCGGAAGCGCACGAGUACUUACAAAUCAUGGCGAUGACACCACGAUUACCCAUUUGAUAGUGAAUAAAUCAUUAAAAUGUCAAAUAUUACGGAGGAAGUAACCUUUGGUCAGUUUGAUGACUUGUUCGAGUUAGAUCCUGAAGAACAUGCCAAAAUAGUGGGGAUUUUACGUGGACAGGAAAGACUGGACUCGGCUAAAGUAGAGUUUCCUUGGGAUGAUGAAGUGAAAGGUGCUAUGGGAGUUUCUGUACAUUCCAACAAAUAUUCACCUGAAGAAAACAUAGGGUUUGGUGCUUACGGUGCUAGUUACCAGUAUUCAGAAUAUAAUGAAGAUGUGUCUCAAACAAUUCAGUUUGGCUAUUCUGAGCCUGACGAGUAUACAACAUACCCGCAACACUAUGGCCACCAUAGCCACCACUACACAGGAGAUUAUAGUGAUAGACAGGGUGGGGAUUAUUCCGAGAACAAUGCUGCAGAUGUGAACAGUGAAAAUGAAGGCAAGUCAAAGCUGCAAGCUAGUUUAAAAACAUACGAAAGAAGGAACAAAAAGAAAAGACCACCAAAUUACUACAACCAACCGGAUACACAUGGCCAUAGUGGAAUGAACCAUAAUACCAUAGCUCAGCCAAUGGUGGUCCAACAAACCUUUUCUAUGCCCCCACCUGGUCUUCACCCAAUACAUUAUCCUCCCAUGCCCUUACACCCCCCUCUCCACAUGGGCCAUGUGGGCAUGCCUGGUAGUGCCCCAACCAAUGUACUGUAUGCAACCUUCACCCCUUCUCACUACACUGGUACUAGCACACCUGUGGGGAAUGUGGGUGCUAACUAUGGCCACAUGCCUGUCCAUGAUAGUGAUAGGCAAAACAGUGAUCAUGCUUUAAUGGAAGUAGUUGUAGAACAAAAUGCAAUUCCUACAAAUUCAGUGUACAUUCCUCCUAGAGCUGAGACAUACCAAAACCAAGAUCAUGAACGGACUAGUAACAGAGUUAGUUAUGGUGAUUCAGAAUCAAAUGUAAACAAUGAACUCUCUGUGGAUAAGUCUACACAUGUGAAUGGAGGUGCUACAAACAGUGCAGUGAAUGUGUCUAUUAAGAACACUAUGGUCCAUGAAACAUCUAGUCUAACAAACGCUGAAUCAACAUAUGCAAACGUUUCAUACCAACCAACAACUAGUUUCAAUACAACUGAAGUUGAACCUUCAAAUGACUUGCCAGAAGUUCAUGCAUGCAAAGUUACUGAAAAUGAACAAGCAACAGACUUCAAUAAAAAUAAUGAUAGCAAGAAAGCUGAAAGCACACAGCCAGUGGUGGAGCCUCCAAAGCCCAAAUCCUGGGCUGGACUCUUUAAGAGCCCUGCCUCCCAACGCUCGGCUGUAGUAAACAAUCUAGGCAUUGACACCAGUGAAGACAUCUCUGUAAGCACCGAGUCUGAGUCCAGUAUCUCCAAACUGCUGGAGUUUCCACCUGUGACAGUGCCUGCUGCAGAGGAUAGUGUGGCAAAAGAUCUCGGAGAGAAGCUAUCCAAGAUGACCAUCAGUCAUUCUACAAUAGCCCUGCAGCCUCGUGGACUUGUCAAUAGGGGAAACUGGUGCUACAUCAAUGGGACCCUGCAGGCCUUGAUAGCCUGUCCCCCUUUCUACAACUUACUGAGGAAGCUGCCCCGGUACCCUGCAUUGUCCAGAGGCCCCUCUUCUACCCCCAUUCUCGAUGCUUUGGUGGAAUUUGUGCACGAGUUUCAACCUAUGGCAAGAAGCACAGUUGAAAGAGGCCAGACAAAAGGAACCAAGGAUAUUACGCCAGGUCCGCCCUUUGAACCAUCCUAUGUCUACAAGAUACUGCCACUCAUUGGAGUCAACUCUCAGUUCAAGUGUGGUAAGCAGGAGGAUGCAGAAGAAUUCCUCAGCUUCAUCCUGGAUGGUAUGCAUGAGGAGAUGUCAGCUGCAGUGCACCUCACUGCCGACACACAGCACAAUGGUACAGAUGAGACAGAGGAGACCCAGUCCAAUGGUUUCAUAGACGUGGGUGGGGAAGAUCACAUUGAGGAUGAUGACUGGGAACAAGUUGGACCCAAGAAAAAAUCAAUCACCACCAGAAGGGCUAACUUUUUCAAGAGCCCCAUAGCCAACAUAUUUGCUGGCAUGCUACGCUCUGCAGUGUUUAAGGCAUCGGCCAAGGAGACUGCCACUCUACAGCCAUUCUUCACUUUACAACUAGAUAUCCAGUCAGAGACUGUGCGGUCUGUACAGGACGCCCUGGACCAACUGGUCAGCAAGGAGCAGAUCAGUGGCUUCACCUGCCCCACCACCAACUCUGAGGUGGAGGUGAGCAAAAAGUUGAGCCUUGAAGAGUUACCGCCUGUGUUGAUUCUGCACCUGAAAUGUUUUGUGUACAACAAGGAUGGGGGAUCUCAGAAACUAAUGAAGAAGAUUGACUACAAAGUGGAACUGGAGAUCGCAAAAGACCUUCUGUCACCCAACGCAAGAAACAAGCUGAGUCUUCAGCAGAGGUCAUAUAAGCUGUUUGCAGUGGUAUAUCAUCAUGGUAAGAACUCUACUGGAGGCCACUACACAACCAGUGUAUUCCAUCCGGGCAUCAAUGGCUGGGUGAACUCUGACGACAGCACAGUGAAGACUGUACCGCUUACAAGCGUGCUUCGCUCCAUCCCGCCCCGUGUUCCCUACCUGCUGUACUAUCGCCGGCUCGAUAGCCAUUAGAAUUGAGAGGGGGAACUUGUUUGGGUUUUCCCAUGCUUCUCAACUGCUGUAUGCACAAUAUCCACAUUGGGGUAGGGGAAAUGUUGGGGCUGCCCCUACCUUCUUAAUAGGUAAUUUGGAUGAGAGGGAGAACUAUUUGGGGUUGCCCCUUCAUUCUCAACUGCUGUAUGCGCAAUAUCCACAUUGGGGUAGGGGGAAGUGUUUGGGCUGCCUGUAACUUCUGUAUUAUGGCCUGCUUGAUAGCUGAUACGGAGGAGAACUAUUUGGGGUCGCCCCAUUCUCAAGUGCUGUAUAUGAGAAAGCUGGGAGGGGAUAGGGAGAAAAGUUGGGUCUGCCCCUACCUUCUCAAAUUCUGUAUGUUUCAAUAUUACUGCAGACAUGAAAGCCAUAAAAUGGGAUUGGGGCAAAAAAACUAUGUUGCUGAUAGAAACAAUGAGGAGUGAGGGAUGACACAUGAGGAACACAUAACUGAUUGGUGUCCUGUUGGCCGAGAUGUUGAACUGUAUUAUGUAAGUGCAGACUCCAUUGAAGCUAAUUGUGGAGAAAUACAGAAUGGGGCUGUUACAUGGGAAACCUGUAUGUCAAUAAGCAUAAUGUUGUUCUGUUUUAACAUGUACUUGAUGGCUUCUUGUUGGGGAUUAAGUGACGAUCCUUUGUGAAAACGUUAUGUUACACAGUGAAAUUAAAUCUGUGACAUUGUCAUUGAAUUAGAAAAACACUUAUGUUAUACAGAUUUGCAGAUAUUUUCUUUGUGUCUAAAACUAACUUCUACCCAUCAUUUGUAGCUGACAUUUGAAUGUUGUAAAAACCCACAAGAUGUAAAUAUGCCCUUUGUUACAUUAUUCAGGUCAAUUACAAAAUGGCACUUAUAGGUGCUUGGCUCAGCAUAGUCAGAAUUAUGUUGACUAUGGGUUUCAUUUGCAUUUACCUCUCACUUUAACUUUCACAAAUUUUUUGUUUAAAUUUUGAUAUUUAUUUGCUAAGAUGUUAUAACAAUUUCUACUGGAAAAAUAUAAGACUCUUCAAUUUGUUUAACUCAUGUCUCUGAUGCUUAUAUACUUCAGUAUUUGGUAAAUUGUUUUGUAUUGACAGUUGCCGUUUGUGUCUGAAGUCUUCUUUUGAAAUGAUUAUUUAAUUGUUUUAUAUUCAAGAACUGAAUGUGUAUUGUUGAAGUUGUUAAAUCUUUGUUUCCUAUGAAACCACUUGAUUCUUGAACUGUUCUAAACAUAGCAUCUUAAAGUGUUGUUAUUGUUGCAUAAAAAAUAAUCCAUGUUAGUUAUCAUAUAUGGAUAUGUUUUCGUGUUGUUUGUUUUGAGUUGCCUCCCUUAUUAUGUAACUCUGUUAUAAUGCACCACAUUCAUAUUGGUUUUACACAGAAAUAGUUGCAUAUUGACAGAUUUAUUAUACUGGGCUCACACUGUCUUGUACCAAUUUGAUAAUUUGCUCAAGAAAAAAUCAGAUUGGCUCCAAUGUAAAAAAAGACAAUGUCUUCUUGCCAUAUCAAAACAAGCUAUUGGUAUUAAUUUGGAUGUUUAUUUGGCCUUUUUUACAGACUGGUUUAUGUUAGAACACAUUAUUUUCUACACAUCACAGCUAAUUUUCAAUUACCAGUCAGUCAAUGUCUCUAGUACUUUUGCAUUUUGUGUUUUGACCCAGCAAUUUCUUAUCAAGUUUUAUUGAACUUAUAAAAACAUAAUGAGCAGUUGGUCAGCAUUAAUUGCCUAAUUCAAGAUGAUAGCUAACAAUUUCUCUUUCAAAAUACAAAAUUGUUGAAAAUUGGUUAGGAAAAAAGUAUGUCCUUUAUAAAUCAAUGGAUUUGUUAUUGGUACAGUCAAAUUUCAACAGUUUUAAAAAGUUCUUUUAUUUGAGUUUUAGCUCCAUAUUUAAUAUCAAUGUUAUUUGUUAGAUUUGUAAAGUCUACUUUAUUAAUUUGAUGUAACAUUAUAUGCAUAUUUUGUUCCACUGAUAUUUUUCCUGUUUAGAAACCAACUUAAAAAAAACCUUUAGAUGUAUUUGAAUUUAUUUAUGGAUAUAUUUUGUUAUAGGUCUUGUCAUGCUUGUACAUGUAAUAACAAUAUAUAUGUAGGCAUAGUAAUAAACAAAAAAUAACACAUACUGGCAAAAACAAAUGUUUGAAAUCUUCAUUUGCAAGUGCUUAAUUUAUUUCUGAAGACAUAAUAGAAUUGAUAGCAGUAUUCAAACAUUAUUGAUAAUGAAAUGUUUAUGGACAAACUAACUUGCAAUGUCCUCGCUAGUAAAAAAUAAGACUCAAGAAAAAUUUGAUCCCUGUAAUAAUUUUUUUUUCCGAACAAGCUUAGAGUAGGUCCGUACUGACACAUGUUGUUGUAACAUAAUAUUGAUCUCUUAGAUUAGGACAGAUGUCAAACUCUGGAUAUCAAUAAUUAUUGUUGUGCUUGUAAAUAAUAAACUGUUGAAAAUAAGUUUUAAAUAACAUGCUAUUUAUUGUUGCAUAUUUUUGUAAUGGACGUAUUUUUAUAUUUGACUAUAUAUUGGAUUCAUGGUAAAUACCAGUAAGCAACUGUGAUACUGGUUGAUGUUUCUAGCAUUAUCACUUAAUUAAAGUAGUUUUGGUGAUAUAAAAAUAAAUAUGAUGAUUUACUUGAAUAAAAGAUAACAAUAAAUAGCAAUUGGUUUGAAACAAGCUAUUGUUUUCCUGAAAUGAAACAUGUGUCAUUAAAACAAAGGAUUACAGCUUAUUUGUUGAUGUGAUAGCAUUUUCAAUUUGUUAGUUGAUUUGGGAACUAGCUAAUCAACUGGGUAAAUUGGGAUUGCUUUGUUAUCUGCUAUUGUUUGCUUUAUCAAUACCACUUUAUACAGGUGGAUUUGCUGUGUAAAGGGAAUUGCCUUCAGUUCUUAAAACCAAAUUUCAAGAAAUCUCUUUGAGACAUGUAAGUGUAUACAUUUCAGAACUAAAAUAUGUUUUUCUGAGAGCCCAGGAUCUUUGUAACUUUCAUCCAAGCUUAAUUCAAUUAUGCAACUUGCGUUUGGUUGGAUGUUUCAUGAUAUUAAAUGCACACUUGUUUAACCGUUUUCCACUUAGAUACGUAUUUUGAUGCAUUUGUAGUCCCUUAGAAAGUAACAUUAAAAUUUUAACAAAAUACCUUUCUUACAAGAUUCAAGUUUUAAAGACUUCAUUUCAAACCAUUAGUUACUAAAGCGCAGAAAACAGCAUAGAACCUGAACAAACUGCGAGUUACUCGCAGGCAGUUUUGGUUUUAUGCUAGUUGCAAAAGCCAUUUUCACUUUGCCUCUUAUGGGGGAAAGCGUUCAAUCUGCUAGUGUUCUCACUAUCAUAUAAACAUUGUUAAUUGGUUUGUUGUCUAUCAUUGAUGUCCUUAUACAACAUGAAACUAUUUAUAAUACUAAGCUUUUAUAUCUGAAUGGUAUGAAAUUGACUGUGAAACAGUUUGCUUUGCUGCUAAUAUGUAAAUUUCACUUUUAACGUACAGAUAAUGAAAAAAAACAACGUAUUUUGAUUGUAAAUAAUGUGGUAUGUACAUGUAUGUGAAUGGUACAAUUAACAUUUUAGAAACACACUCUUAAAGACAUGUAUUAGAAUGUCCUUUAUUUGCAAAAUGUACAUCUAUGUAGAAUAGGCGUUUUAUACACAGAUGAUAAUAAUGAAAUAAAAUUGAACCAUGCUGCAGGAGCAUGAUAA